AUGGAUGAUGUUUUGAAACCUUACCUUAUAGUGAUCACCAUCGGCAUAAUCAUCAUCAUCCUUAUCAUAUGGUGUGAUAGUCCUAUUCCCACGGAAUUACCUCCAGAGACUAUCAACCAAACACCACAGCCUCAAGAAGACAUUGAAACCGGACAGAGGAAAGUCUCUAUCUUCAAAGAUAUCAAAGGAGAAGAAGAAGAAGGGUGCGGUAAACGUUGUUGUCCAAUUUGUUUGGAAGAGUACGAGGAUGAUCAUGAGAUUAGGCGUUUAAAAAAGUGUGGGCAUGUUUUCCAUCGUUUUUGUGUAGAUUCUUGGCUAGAACGCGACCGGAGCUGUCCAAGUUGUCGUCGUUCUGUUGAUUUGAUUUGA
Messenger RNA from Microthlaspi erraticum, 369 nucleotides. The record is from the annotation of a GenBank genome assembly. NCBI's taxonomy places the organism in Eukaryota, Viridiplantae, Streptophyta, Magnoliopsida, Brassicales, Brassicaceae.